AGACACACACAGACACACACACACACGUUCUCUCCUUUCCUCUCUUCCUGUCUCCCUCUCUUUCUGAACACACACACACGCACACGCACGCACCACUCCCCAACAGCUGCAGUCUGGAAGAAAUUAGUCUUCUAAACAGCCAGACUUCCCUACUUUCAGGAAAUUCCAAGCUGGAAAGGGGGAGGGGCCGGGCUGGGGGCGCGACCGUCCAUCCCCCUAGCUCUGCCCCUGCAUUCAGCACGUCCAGUCCUGGUAUCCUCCUGCACCCACUAUCCGCUCAAAGGGCUCUCAGCGUUUCCACCAUCUAGGCUUUCUAGUCCUUUAAAUCUUAGAGGCAAACUUUGGGGGAAUAAGGAAGGCUGGGAGGGGCCUAUGGCUUAACCCUCUCAACCCGGGACAAGAAGUUAAGACCAACUAGGCUGACUGGGGCGUUGACUCUGCGCUCGCCUGGUAGGCUACCAUGGCCCCCGAGAGGGGCUGAAGCUUAGUUCCUGGUGCAGGUGAGAUCCCGCCCGGGAAAAGAAGGAAAAGGGCGCCAGUGAGGUAGCCUCCGAGGCCAGGAGGGACCAGAGCUUGAGCCGGAGACCCAUUCAGUCAAGACCACGAGAUCCUAGGCUGAUGACGAACUUUUUCCAAGAAUGACCGCAUUGCCUUGAGUGUGACAACCCAGCAACAAGCAUAUUGAAGAUGCCGGUGCUGAAGCAGCUGGGCCCUGCGCAGCCCAAGAAGCGACUGGAGCGUGGAGCACUGUCUAUCUCGGCGCCCCUUGGAGACUUCAGGCACACAUUGCAUGUGGGGCGCGGUGGCGAUGCCUUCGGGGACACCUCGUUCCUGAAUCGCCACGGGGGCGGCCCACGCCCCGAGCCCCACACACCACCAGUCGGGGCCCCGCAUUCUGUCCCUCCACCUGCAGUUCCACAGCCCCCUGCGCCUGGUCUCCGAGUGCCUUCACCUGCGGACCCGCUGUUGUCCUUUCACCUGGACCUGGGCCCCUCUAUGCUAGACGCGGUGCUAGGCGUCAUGGACGCGGAGCGUGCUGAAGCAACAGCCACCAAGCCUGUCGGAGACACCCACCCUGGAACGCAGCACCAGAAGGCCCGCUGCCACCCCAAUGCUGACCUCCCACUGGACGACGUCAUAGGCCUGUAGUGUCCUGAUUCCUGCACCCCCUCAGUCCCGCCGAAUAACCCACUUUUGUACACAUAAAUGGCUGAGGUUUGUGCCAGUGCUGUGUCUGUUCACUUUUUACGGGAAGAGGUGCAGAGGCAGGACAGUGGUCGAUUGCUACCAACUAAAAGCCAAGUCCAAUUAUCCAUGUAAUAAACCACUCCCAAAGGUGGAGUCUCGCACCUG
Alexandromys fortis (reed vole) is the source of this 1353-nucleotide messenger RNA. It is a transcript of the gene Cdc42ep5, whose product is annotated as CDC42 effector protein 5. Gene Ontology annotation, biological process: positive regulation of pseudopodium assembly; positive regulation of actin filament polymerization; regulation of cell shape. Bases 688 to 1149 code for a protein of 153 amino acids. The record is from RefSeq and is a predicted model, not a curated record. Lineage: Eukaryota; Metazoa; Chordata; Mammalia; Rodentia; Cricetidae. The transcript is spliced from 4 exons. Gene Ontology annotation, molecular function: small GTPase binding. Gene Ontology annotation, cellular component: cytoplasm; membrane.